Molecule: messenger RNA, 723 nt
Organism: Callorhinus ursinus (northern fur seal)
Lineage: Eukaryota; Metazoa; Chordata; Mammalia; Carnivora; Otariidae
Source: RefSeq, a predicted model, not a curated record
CCACUUCCGGGGGAGCGGCCGGGCGGCGCGGGAGAAGUUGGCUCUGGAGAGUGGUGACUCAGAGGAGACCACAGGCAGCAGGUGGCCGAGGCCAUGGCCUCUGACCUGGACUUCUCACCUCCCGAGGUGCCUGAGCCUACUUUCCUGGAGAACCUGCUGCGGUACGGACUCUUCCUGGGGGCCAUGUUCCAGCUCAUCUGUGUGCUGGCCAUCAUCCUACCUGUUCCCAAGUCCCACGAGGUGGAGGCAGAGCCCUGUGAGCCCAGAAGUGUGGAGGUGACGAGGAAACCCAAGGCUGUUGCUCUUUCUGCCAGCAAGAGGCCCAAGAAGGAGGCCAAGAAGAAGCGGUAGAAGAGGCCUGCAGAGCCAGGCGGCCGGGCGGGGGCCUUUGGGGGCAACGUCCUGUUCCCUCAGUCGUCCCAGGGUCGGGGCUGAAGUGGCUGGGCCGCUCUCUGACCACAGAGGUCUGGACAAUCAUGACAGUCCCCAGGCCCCAGCUGGGCGGCCCACCACUUCCUCUUCCUUCUGCUUCCGGGACCGUGCGGAGCCAAGGGGACUAAGACACCCUGUGUGCAGAGGCUGGGUAAGAAGUCUGUUGGUUCAGAAGUUGGGUCAGCUCAGAAUGACAUUUCCAUACUUCAUCAUUGUGUCCGGCCUUCAGGCCCCCACUUGUGGAUUCACACUACAUUUUAGGGCGCCUGAGUGGCUCAGUUGAUUAAGCGU